This is a messenger RNA of Lecanosticta acicola, 528 nucleotides long. NCBI's taxonomy places the organism in Eukaryota, Fungi, Ascomycota, Dothideomycetes, Mycosphaerellales, Mycosphaerellaceae. The record is from the annotation of a GenBank genome assembly.
AUGGCCGACACGGAGAUGGAGGUCGACGCGCCCGCGUCCCCAGAGCGGAAAAAUGAUCUCAGCGAAACCAAGACCCAGCAGAGCGCCGUAGCUGUGCGUAGUAUUGAAGGCUGGAUCAUUAUCGUCACGAAUGUGCACGAAGAAGCCACGGAAGAGGACAUUCAGGACAUGUUUGGCGAGUACGGCGAGAUCAAGAAUCUGCACCUCAAUCUGGAUCGCAGGACGGGCUACGUCAAGGUGUGUUAUACUCUAUACGCUUGCGAUUUCCCGCGUUUCAAACCGCUGACUACCGGGGAAUGUUAGGGCUACAUAUUGAUCGAAUACCCAACCCUGUCCGAAGCGAGAGCCGCCAUCGAAGGCGCAAAUGGCCAACAGCUCCUUGAGCAGACCGUCUCCGUCGACUUUGCAUUUGUGCGCCCACCACCAAGCAAGAGCCAGUCGGGUCCAAAGGGAGGAAGAAAGGGUGGCAGACAGCGUAGCAGGAGUCCUGGUGAACGCCGUGGAGGCCAAGAUGAUGACGAGGACUGA